Molecule: messenger RNA, 608 nt
Organism: Trametes versicolor FP-101664 SS1
Lineage: Eukaryota; Fungi; Basidiomycota; Agaricomycetes; Polyporales; Polyporaceae
Exons: 4
Coding region: 90-314 (74 amino acids)
Biological process (GO): multicellular organism development
Source: RefSeq, a predicted model, not a curated record
ACCUCUCUCCCCCCUACCACGACCCACCCCCUCCCAUCAGGGGCCCGCGUAAAAUCACCCAAGCCGUUCAGCACACCAGGCAGCGCGUGAUGGUCGUCACCACCGGUAAGCAGAGCGCGGCGGACGCGUCCAAGAAGCCGUCCCUCAAGGCAAAGCGAAAGGGCAGCACUGGCGGGCGGAAGAAGCUGACGGAAUUCAACAAGUUCAUGCAGACCGAGGUCGCGCGGCUCAAACAGGAAAAUCCCGACAUGCCGCAUAAGGACAGGUUCAAGCUCGUCAUUGACAACUGGAACAAGCAGAAGGAGAGCAAGUAGGCGGGCCCCGCGCGGCCGUCGCCUCCGCUCCGCGCGCGCCCCUCGCUGCCUGCUCCGCCCCUCCGCGACGUGCUCUCCGUUUCUUUCGUUCUUGCUGGGGUGUUGCCGCGUCGCAGUACUUUAUCCGAGAUCCUGGCCCGCCGCCUCGAGGGCAUCCGGGUCGAAUAGUUCGUAGGUGUGAACCUGCCCCGGGGCGCGGUUGUACGACUAGGUUGUGGUUGUUUGUACUAUAGCUUAUGCCUUCGCCGGUGCGCUAAUUUUGAUGCUCUAUUGCUCCGAGCGAUGCGUGUUCCG